UCGCGUCGCGUAGACCGUGCCCGACCUGGCGACCCCCUUCCUCCUCGCAGUCACUCUCCGUCCGCUCCUCUUCGCGCCCACCUCUCGCUCACUCGUCGCGCGCGACGACGCGGUGGAGAAAGGCUUCGGAAGCCGGUCUCUCGCACGGAGGGAAGCCAAGAAGCUGGAAUUGGCGCCGCGCGGGCCGUGACCGGAGUCUCGGAGCGGGGCUGGAGACGUGAAGAAGGGGCGGUGCGCCAUGGCGCACGGACCAGCGAUAGCUCCGGCGGCUGGGCCUGGUAGAGUGUCAGGGUCGUCUGCGGCUGCUACUGCUGCAGCCGCGGCGGAGGAGAUGCGGUGGCGGCAGCUGGACAGCGGCGUGAGCGCGGUGUCGUUCGGGUUCGUGGCCACCGCCAUCCUCGUUUCCAUGUUCCUCGCCAUGGCCAUCCUCGAGCACUUCCUCCGUCCCCCGGCUCGCGCGCCCGUGCCCGGGACGCCGCCCCCACGCGGGAUCCUCCGCCGCUUCCGCCUCCUUCUCGGCCGCAGCGGCGCCGGUGCCCCCGGCGCGGAUCUCGAGGCGGCCAGGAAGCUCGACUGCCGCGCGCCCCUGGAGAUUCCUGUUUACGCCAAAGGUGUCUCGGUUCUAAUGCCAGGGCAAGAUGUACCAACAUUCAUCGCGCAUCCUGCCCCGGCACCCUUCCCCCGAGAGAGGAUCCGAUGGCCGUCGCACCAGCCCCCUCCUUUCAGCUGUUCCUCAUCAAACCCUAGCUAGCUGUCCCGGUACUAAAGACCAUCUCACUAUGCACGUUGAGAGUGUAGGCUCUGUGGUCUCUGUGGAUGUAUCGCCGUUCUCUAGUGGGAGUCAGGAGCAAAACAGUAGCUGUUACGACAGGCUCGCUCCCACCGUACCUGUACAGGUGUAGAUCUUGCUCUGAAGCAAGCUCUGCUGCCCCCUGCUGUAUUGUGGCCGGAGAGCGGCGGCUGGUGGAUCAAUGGAGCUGUUGCUGAUCCCGCUUGCUGUGUUAGAUCUUAGAUGCCGCUGUUUCUUGUUCAUCCUAGUUCCUGCAUGUCAGAUCAGAUGGCUGGUAAAUUACACGCAUGUCGUGUAAACUCAGUCAGCGAUUGUGAAGAACCUCAAGUUGUUUGAUUUCACGGAGUUCUUUC
Molecule: messenger RNA, 1143 nt
Organism: Phragmites australis (common reed)
Lineage: Eukaryota; Viridiplantae; Streptophyta; Magnoliopsida; Poales; Poaceae
Exons: 2
Coding region: 239-751 (170 amino acids)
Source: RefSeq, a predicted model, not a curated record